UGUUCCUGAACACUGCAAAACCAAAAUGUGGUUGUUAUUAACAGUGGCAAGUUUGAUAUCUGCACUUGGAACUACACAUGGUUUCUUUGGAAAAUCAGAUCCUGAAAACCCUGAAGUUAAUAUGAAUAUUAGUCAGAUGAUAUCCUACUGGGGAUACCCAAGUGAAGAAUAUGAGGUUUUUACUGAAGAUGGUUAUAUCCUUAGGAUAAACAGAAUUCCAUAUGGGAAGAAAAAUUCAGAGAAUAGAGGCCCGAGACCUGUUGUGUUUUUGCAGCACGGUUUACUCGCAUCAGCCACAAACUGGAUUUCCAACCUGCCCAACAACAGCCUGGGCUUUAUCCUGGCAGAUGCUGGUUAUGACGUGUGGCUGGGGAACAGCAGGGGAAACACCUGGUCCAGGAGAAAUAUAUACUAUUCAUCAGACUCAGCUGAAUUCUGGGCUUUCAGCUUUGACGAAAUGGCUAAAUAUGACCUUCCAUCCACAAUCGACUUCAUUUUAAAGAAAACGGGGCAGCAGAAGCUACACUAUGUUGGCCAUUCCCAGGGCACCACCAUCGGUUUCAUCGCCUUUUCUACCAAUCCUGAGCUGGCUAAAAGAAUCAAAACCUUUUAUGCAUUAGCUCCUGUAGCCACUGUGAAGCAGAGCAAAAGCCUGCUGAAGAAACUUACACAUGUUCCUCCAUUCCUCUUAAGGAUUAUAUUUGGUUACAAAAUAUUCUACCCGCACAGCUUUUUUGAUCAGUUCCUUGCUACUGAAGUGUGCUCCCGUGAAGCGUUGGAUCGCCUCUGCAAAAACGUCUUAUUCAUCUUUUGUGGAUUUGACAAUAAGAACCUGAACAUGAGUCGCCUUGAUGUCUAUCUAUCACAUAAUCCAGCAGGAACUUCAGUUCAGAAUGUCCUCCACUGGACCCAGGCUGCUAAGUCUGGGAAGUUCCAAGCUUUCGACUGGGGAAGCCCAGUUCAGAACAUGAUGCACUAUGACCAGCCCAUACCUCCCACCUACAAUUUGACAGCUAUGCAUGUGCCAACUGCAGUGUGGAAUGGUGGCAAUGACUUGUUGGCUGACCCUGGAGAUGUUGACAUUUUGCUUACACAACUCCCUAAUCUUAUUUACCACAAGAAGAUUCCUUCUUACAAUCACUUGGACUUUAUCUGGGCAAUGGAUGCCCCUCAAGAAAUUUACUAUGAAGUCAUUUCUAUGAUGGGAAAAGAUGAAAAUUAGUUCUGGGUUAAAGAAUUACCAUUCAUUCCUCAAAAAUAUUGUCUUCUUUCAUUCGUGCUUUUCUGUAAUGAUUGAUAUGCAGUGCUUCUUCCUGUCAUUUUGACUUUAGAAACAUGGUCGCAUCAACAAACUUUCCAUUUUCAUUUUGAAUUUAAAUUUUGGCUUUCACUUUAUACAUUUUGAAACAUUUGAAGGAGCAUAUUCCUGGGGUGGUGAAACUUUUCUUCCAAUCCUUUCCUUCAGUUUAUCUUCUAAACUCAACAGAGAUUAUGAGCCAUGAAUCAUGAGUGUCGCCAAAAGACACUGGGACUGAAUAUUGACACCUCUUGUGUAUG
Manis javanica (Malayan pangolin) is the source of this 1557-nucleotide messenger RNA. RefSeq names its product lipase F, gastric type (gene LIPF). The record is from RefSeq and is a predicted model, not a curated record. NCBI's taxonomy places the organism in Eukaryota, Metazoa, Chordata, Mammalia, Pholidota, Manidae. Gene Ontology annotation, molecular function: hydrolase activity, acting on ester bonds.